AUGACAUCCGUUGUGGAUGGGCUGUGGAACCUGCGCAACGCUCCUUCGCUUGAGAAGUACUGCGGGGUUGCGCAGCAGGGCGGUCUUGCCACUUAUUUGGCAGUUACGGACCUCCAGUGGGCUUGUGAUGUGGCGUCUCAUCUCGCCAUGCUGUUCAAUGCCUACGAGGCGGGGGUGCGUGGUGACGACUGGCUCCUGCUUGAUGAUUUCAUGUCGCCUGACGCGCAAUACAUCGUGCUCCGUGGCCAGGUGGCGUCCGCGGCCGCCGCGGAGCAGGCGCCCUACCCGAGGGCUAAGCGUGCGCUUCGUUGCGGGGCCACGCGCGUUGCCACAGAGGCCGACAAGGCCUACCUGCUUGACCGGCUGGGCUCGGGCCUCCCCACCCCGCUGCAGUUUGUGGAUGACUUGACGGUCGCAACCUCCUCGCCAGGUGCUCUCCGCGCCAUCGUCUCGCGUGAGCCUUGGUCGGCCUGCUCCCGGUAUGCGAGCUACAAAUUUUACGUGGUCCGGCCCGCCCUGCUCAAGCUUGACCAGCUGGCGUUCCAGCAGGCAGCAGCUGCAUCACUGCCAGUGUUCCGCCUGCCGUUCUCGGCGUGGCUGUCUGGGCCGCCUGGCCUCCAGUGGAAUUUGUUGGACUUG
This is a messenger RNA of Prorocentrum cordatum, 639 nucleotides long. Lineage: Eukaryota; Dinophyceae; Prorocentrales; Prorocentraceae. The record is from the annotation of a GenBank genome assembly.